Chinchilla lanigera (long-tailed chinchilla) is the source of this 1222-nucleotide messenger RNA. It is a transcript of the gene Pcbd1, whose product is annotated as pterin-4 alpha-carbinolamine dehydratase/dimerization cofactor of hepatocyte nuclear factor 1 alpha. Gene Ontology annotation, molecular function: 4-alpha-hydroxytetrahydrobiopterin dehydratase activity. Bases 443 to 757 code for a protein of 104 amino acids. NCBI's taxonomy places the organism in Eukaryota, Metazoa, Chordata, Mammalia, Rodentia, Chinchillidae. The transcript is spliced from 4 exons. Gene Ontology annotation, biological process: tetrahydrobiopterin biosynthetic process. The record is from RefSeq and is a predicted model, not a curated record.
CCUGAGAGAAGAACCCAGGGAGGGAAAGAUUACGAAGCGACAAGGAGGCUUUUAGGGUUGAUGGAUAUGUUCAUAAUCUUGGCCGUGGUGAAUGGUUUCACGGGGAAAACAUGUCAAAUUGCACGCUUUAAAUAUGUGUAAUUUACUCUGUGUCAGUUAUAUCUGAUGUUUUUAAAAAGAAAAGGUCCUCUGGUCCGGCGCCCAGAGUCCCCCAGCUGGGAAGCUGCCAGGCGCAAGUGUGGAGCAGCAGUCGGCAAGCUCAGGCCCGGCUCCCGCAGGAGGGCGGCUCCAGGUGGCGAAGAAAGUGCCGGAAGGCGCGGGGCCCAGCGCGGGCCGCAGUUAAUCAUUAGCCGGGGGAGGCCCGAGCUCGGCCCCGCCCCGAAGCGCCCCCUGCGCUCUGCCGAGCUCGCCCUGCGCCGCCACCUGCUGCCCGCGCGCAGACAUGGCUGGCAAAGCCCACAGGCUGAGUGCUGAGGAGAGGGACCAGCUGCUGCCCAACCUGAGGGCUGUGGGGUGGAACGAGCUGGAAGGCCGCGAUGCCAUCUUCAAGCAGUUCCACUUCAAAGAUUUCAACAGGGCUUUUGGCUUCAUGACCAGAGUGGCCCUGCAGGCUGAGAAGCUGGACCACCAUCCUGAAUGGUUUAAUGUAUACAACAAGGUGCACAUCACCCUGAGCACCCAUGAAUGUGCGGGCCUUUCAGAACGGGACAUAAACCUGGCCAGCUUCAUCGAACAAGUAGCAGUGACCAUGACAUAGACCCCGCCCUUCUUUGCAUUCCCAGGGGGAGGGGUGGCUGAACUGGACACAGGGAGGGAACUGAGAGCCCCCCCACACACACACUCGCUGCAGUUAGAACUGCCACACUGACCCUGCUGCCUCCAUUUAGGGGUGAGUUUCCACUGCACAAAGAUGCCAGCGUCACUGCCAACACCAGGAACAGCCCUUUUCCCCAAGCUACUCUCCUCACCUGUGGAGCUUUGUCAUUUUCACUACUCUGAAUAAGUUCUCCCUUCUUUGCAACUUCCUGGCAACCCUAAUGGUGUUCUUUGUAAUGGUGUUCUUUUCAGGCUGGGUCUCACCCCCUUUCCAAUUCAUUUACCAAGCCGCUGUAAAGGGUGAAAUAAAACCCUGUCGUAGAAUCCAGGACCCUAAAGCAAAUCCCAUGUCUCAAACAUAUGCUUUGAUGUUGCCAAUAAAACUCAUUAUAUCACUGGUCUCAAA